AUGGCGUCGAAUCCUCACAGAGGCGGGACAUUUUACGGCGGCGCCGCUCCGUACAGAUCCAGUGAUGGGCUUAACACUAGAACUGGUGCAGGUUCAGAAGAAAUCCAGCUUCGGAUUGAUCCGAUGCACUCUGACCUAGACGAUGAGAUCACAGGUCUCCACGGCCAAGUUAGCCAAUUGAAAAAUAUUGCUCAAGAGAUUGGGUCAGAAGCCAAGUUUCAGAGGGACUUCUUAGAUGAACUGCAAAUGACAUUGAUAAGAGCGAAAGCUGGGGUGAAGAACAACAUAAGGAAACUGAACAUGAGCAUUAUCCGGAGUGGCAACAAUCACAUCAUGCACGUUCUUCUUUUCGCGCUCCUCUGCUUCUUUAUCCUCUACUUGUGGUCCAAGAUGUUCAAAAGAUGA
Microthlaspi erraticum is the source of this 405-nucleotide messenger RNA. The record is from the annotation of a GenBank genome assembly. NCBI's taxonomy places the organism in Eukaryota, Viridiplantae, Streptophyta, Magnoliopsida, Brassicales, Brassicaceae.